Messenger RNA from Parasteatoda tepidariorum (common house spider), 1916 nucleotides. NCBI's taxonomy places the organism in Eukaryota, Metazoa, Arthropoda, Arachnida, Araneae, Theridiidae. The record is from RefSeq and is a predicted model, not a curated record.
GGUCAGGAAAAAUGUCUUCCACAAAAAGAAAAAAUAACGAGUCUCUACUUUCUCAACAGGCAAUUAGUGCUACCACUAUUCCCAUUGGAUGUGUAGUAUGGGUGGUGUCUGAGUCAAGUGGUGAUAAAGAAUGGUGGCCAGCGAUCACCCUACGCUUUUCGGAUUGUUAUCAGAAACCACCCGAGGAGGACCAUACGUGGAUAUAUUGGUUUGCUGACUACAAAAUAUCAAAAGUAUCCGUACAAGAUAUCAUCGAAUUUACUGCUGGCUACGCCGAUUUAAUCGGCAGAGUUAUCAAGGAAACUCAUUUAAAGGCAGUGAAUGAAGCUCUAGAAAUGUUAGCGCAGAGAAGCAACUUGGACUACCAAAAUAUCGAAGAACUUACUAACUGGGCAAAAAGUGAUUUUGAGGGAAUAAUUCGAGAAAGCAAUGACGUUCCAGAUAUGGUCUUGAAGAAAUUGGAGCGAAAUGAUUUGGGAAAAGGUUUUUCAGAAGACGAAUCGAAAGGUAAUUCUGGUGUGCCUAUCUUUGAAAAAAUUGAAAAUGGGCUGAUAGAUAUCGAGAAAAUGUGCAUCGCAUGCCGUAAAGAAGAUGCAGAAGUCAAACAUCCAUUCUUCAAAGGCGGGCUUUGUAUUGCUUGUAAAGAAAAUUGGAUGCAAACUAUAUUUGCUAUUGGGGAUGACGGCAAAAACUUUUAUUGUCUAAUCUGUGGAAAUCUAGGAAAUUUAGUCCUGUGCGAUAAGGAGAAUUGUGAAUAUUCUUAUUGUCUAUCCUGUAUCGAUGUUUUUUUGGGGGAUAAAAGAAGAAAAAAAAUAUUGGAAACGUCUCCUUGGCUGUGCUUCUUUUGUUCUAAAAUUCCAGGAACAUUCGAGAAAAGAGAAAAUUGGGAAGAAGAAUUACAUUUUAUGUUCGAAUCGAGUGCUUCAGGCAAAACUUGUUACCCUCUUAAAAAUACGCCAAUAAGACCAAUAAGAGUCCUCUCCCUGUUUGAUGGAAUAGGAACAGGUAAAUUAGUUUUGGAUAAUCUUGGAAUAGAUGUUGAAGUAUAUUAUGCAAGUGAAAUAGAUGAGGCUGCACUUUGUGUAUCCAAACUACAGCACCCGGAUGCUAUUGAAUACAUAGGAGACGUCACUAAGCUUUUAUCCAAAAAGAUCUCAUCCAUGUGCCCGAUUGAUUUGUUAAUUGGUGGAUCUCCCUGCAAUGAUUUAUCCCUUGUCAACCCUCUCAGAAAAGGAUUAUUUGAUGUUACCGGAACGGGCUGCCUUUUCUUUGAUUACUAUCAUAUACUGAAAACUGUGAAAAGAUUUAAUAAGGAUCGACACUUGUUUUAUCUUUUUGAAAAUGUAGCUGCCAUGACUAAAGCUAAUAGGCAAAUCAUAUCACAAUUCUUAUCGUGUUCCCCAGCUUUAAUUGAUGCCAAGUAUUGCUCACCUCAAUCUCGUCCGAGAUUCUUUUGGGGAAAUAUUCCGGGCCUACAUGCUCAUUCUCGUAUUUGCUAUUCCUAUGAUGAUGAAAGGCAUGAAUUGGAGAGCUGCCUCCACACUGAACUUGGACGAAAAGCGAAAGUAAAUAAAAUCAAAACGGUCACUACGAAAAAGAAUUCAUUAAGUGAUAUGCCAGUUGAAAUGAAAGGUAUACCUGACAUUCUAUGGAUAACUGAACUCGAAAGAGUGUUUGGUUUCCCGAUGCACUACACAGACGUUGGAAAUCUUUCGCCAACCAAAAGACAAGAACUUCUUGGAAGAUCCUGGAGUGUUCCAGUCAUCACGCAAAUCCUCAACCCCUUACAAAAACUGUUCAAGAAAUCAUCUGUUUAAUUUUAUUCUGAUCUUAUCUUACUUUACGAUCUUAUUUUUCUCUUAUCUUAUGAUCUUAUUUUUAUUUUUCUCGUUUGAAAUAUCUUUUCUAAAAUCUGA